AUGACUAAUUAUUCCUCUAUUUUUCAACCUUUCGUUGGUUUAUUCACUCAAUCGCAAGUGCAAUCAAUGCUUUUUGCAUGGCUCCCAACAAAAUUAGGAUCAUACCUGCCUGGAAUAAUGGCUGUCGAUAUGUUUUUGACAAACGUUUUAGCUACAGGAAUCAGCGCUUUGAUCCUUGCAUUAUUCGCGGUAACUUAUUCUAUCUUUAAAGAAGGUUCAUGGAGAACGGGAAAAAUUGUUACAGCUCAGGUUGAAUAUUAUAUCGCAGGAACCUAUGGUUUUCCAUACCCAAAUCCAAUUUACGAAGCUCUGUCUUGGAUGACCUCUCAACAAACAAAAUCGUUAAAUACCGGUUCAUUUAUCAUACAACCUACAAAUUCUAUGACCUAUAAUUAUAUUGAUGAUUGCGCUCCUCCUGACUUUAACGUUCUUCCAGAUAAAGAUCAACAAAUUACCGUCGAGUUUAAAGGAAAAAGGUUCAAAGAUUCGAGUACAAAUGUUGAUGCCAUAACGGAAUUCUUAAACCAAGUUACGCGAGCUCAUAAGGAACAUCAGAAAAAGAUGCAAGUACGUUCUAGGUAUGAACGAACUGAAACGUAUUGGGCUCCCGUGCAAAUUUUAUCUUCAAAUAGAGGUUUGGAUACCGUUGCAUUAGAUGAACCGCAUGAAUUAUUACUAAGAAAAGAAUUAGAAACGUUCGUACACGAUAAAAGUUUCUACGAAAGAAUUGGUAUGCCUUAUCGACGUGGUAUCCUAUUAUAUGGAAAACCAGGAACGGGAAAAACCAGCUUGAUAAAUGCUAUCUCUUCACAAUUAUCUCGUGAUAUUUAUUACUUAAAUCUCAAAAACUUUAAAAGUGAUAAUGAAUUAAAUUCCGCAAUUUGCGAGAUUCCCGGCAAUAAAAUCAUUGUGCUUGAAGAUGUUGACACACAAUCAAAAGUUAUUCAUAAACGAACUGGAAAACGGUUCCCAUCCAAAAGAACCAUUAUAUCUUCCGAUAAAAAAGAAAAUAAGGGUGAAGGCGUGGGUCCAAAAUUGGAUAAUAGUUCAAAAUUUAGUUUAUCAACUUUCUUGGGAUUUUUGGAUGGUCAUACCUUGUCCGAAGGGAAUAUUAUCAUCAUGACGACAAAUCACUUGGAACAUCUUGAUCCUGCUUGUAUUCGUCCUGGUCGUAUGGACGUGCAACUUGACCUUGGUUAUUGUACUCAUUAUCAAAUCAAAAAGAUGUAUAAAAGUGUGGUCGAAAGUCCCAAAGCUGAAUUCCCUCAAGAUAUUCUUGAAAAAAUUCCGGAACGUUUGUUGCCACCUUGUGAAGUUAUGAUGACUAUGGUUUUAUAUCGUAAUGAAAUUGAUCUCAUUCCACAAAAGGUUCAUGAGUUGGUCGCAAAAUACAUUAACACGAAACCUGACGAUGUUUCCGAUGAUAGUGGAAGUUCUGAAAUAUAUUCCGAUGAUAGUGGAAGUACUGAAGAUGAUAGUGAAAGUACUGAUGUAUGA
Funneliformis mosseae is the source of this 1497-nucleotide messenger RNA. Lineage: Eukaryota; Fungi; Glomeromycota; Glomeromycetes; Glomerales; Glomeraceae. The record is from the annotation of a GenBank genome assembly.